Molecule: messenger RNA, 6716 nt
Organism: Cottoperca gobio
Lineage: Eukaryota; Metazoa; Chordata; Actinopteri; Perciformes; Bovichtidae
Gene: hivep2b
Product: HIVEP zinc finger 2b
Biological process (GO): regulation of transcription by RNA polymerase II
Cellular component (GO): nucleus
Molecular function (GO): RNA polymerase II cis-regulatory region sequence-specific DNA binding; DNA-binding transcription factor activity, RNA polymerase II-specific
Source: RefSeq, a predicted model, not a curated record
AUGGAGUCACUUGAAACUACUGCAGGGGUGAAAAGCUCCACUGACGGUCAGGAUAGAAAUGUUGUUGCACAGAAAAAAAACAGCUCAGAGGCAGCACAGGCAGUCGAAGUGGAAACUAAAGGAUGGCAUCAACAACUGCAGGAAGGUCAGAGCAGAGGCUCGUGUGGUGACUCAGGGAAAUCACUGCAAUUAGAAGAUCAGCACUCCCAAACUCAAGACUAUGAGGCGUAUUCACUACAGUCCACAAAAGCGUUUCCCAUCGGCAAACAGAGAGCUGCAGGUCACUCGGCACAGUCACCAGGCCCUGCAUCCCAUCGGAAGUCCACCAGUUCUCCUGAAGUCCAGCAACAGUGUUUACAUUCAGGGAUGGACCCGCUGUCGGAGGCGAAGGUGGAGCAGAAACCACAAAAGCCUGGAAAGUACGUUUGUGAUUACUGUGGAAGGGCAUGUGCCAAACCCAGCGUGCUUAAGAAGCACAUUCGCUCACACACUGGAGAACGGCCCUAUCCGUGCGUCCCCUGCGGAUUCUCCUUCAAAACUAAGAGUAAUUUAUACAAACACAGAAAGUCCCACGCUCACGCGGUCAAAGCUGGGACGCUCUCAGAUCUCGGUUCUUACAACGCCAACGCCGACCAGGGGUCUUUUGAAGGAGAAGGAGAGUUAUUCUCUGAUGCUGAGCAAAGCACGGACACGGACGAGGACACUCUCAGCGACCCGCUGCUGCUAUUGGACUCUCCAGCGGAGGGAUCGGAUAACACUGCUGUAAAAGUACUCAAUCUCAUUGCUCAGAAAAAGGGAGCUCAGGAUGGAGCAUCCCAGCAGCCCCAAGAAAUCAAUGCACCUCCCGCCGCUGUCACCGAGGCUAGCCGUGCAAUUCAAUCCAGCACAAUCAAACAGAGGCUUGCACUCCGGCUGUCUGAGAAAAGAAGCAGCGACUCGGAAAACAAUCUGUCGCUCCCGAGUCAGUCCAGCAAGGGCAGCACGGACUCCGGAUACUUCUCGCGUUCCGAGAGCACCGAGCACCAGGCCGGUCCUCCAAACACAAACGCAAAGUCCUAUCAAGAGAUUAUGUUCGGGAAGUGCUACAGACCGAGCCCCAAGCAGACGGCAGCUUGCAGCAAAGACGCAGAUAGACCCUUGGAGAAAGGCGUGUCCCGCGUUUUCACCCAGGAAAAAGAAACCGUUGAGUCAAUCAAAAUAAACACAAAGUCAUGCACAAGGGAAGAGGUCAAGGAGCCGCAGUCGGACGCUGACGUGGCGACUCUGAUGAGAAGCAAUUCGAUGCCAACAUCCUCGGCCGUGUGUCUAAAUAUGCCUCCAGCCCUCAGAGGCAGCCACUCGUUUGAUGAGCGGACGAGCACCGGCGGCAUGAGGAGACUCAGGCGGCAAGCUGCUUUCGAACACUCGGCACAUGAUGGCCACGCAGACGCAGAGGGCGGCCAGGGGAAAAUGAGCGAGAGUGGCGUUUCACCCUCAGGAUUGGAAAUGGAAAAUUACCCCUCAGUGGCGUCUAGUAUGAGCCAUCAGGGACACGCGAUGGAGCUGGCAACGCGGAAGCGUCGGAAAGAGAAGCGGGAAGAGGAAGAUUUGUCGUGUCAGUAUGAGGGUCAUCAUGAAGAGUGUGAGGAAAUGUUUGACUCCAGUAAGGACUAUGAUUUAAAACAAGCUGCUGCGGGCAUCCUGGCAUUAGGAAAAGGACAUCUGCAGAUGGACAUGGAAGUAUCAGUGAGUCCUGAUAUGUCCUGUCGUAAAACUUUGGGGAAUGUAAUUUCUGUUAUCCAACACACAAACUCACUAAACAGGCCUCACUCCGAACCGUCAGACUCAUACAAGUAUCAUGGGCAGAGACCGGAAAGUAUUUCAUUUCAAGCUAUGGAGGCGAGUGAAUCAUUUGAGUUGGAAAGGAGCGAUCAGUCGUUUCAAAUGGGCCCCAAACUUGUGCGGCAGCCCAACAUACAAGUCCCAGAAAUCAGGGUCACGGUGGAGCCUGACAGCCCCGAAAAAGCUCCCGAGGUGCAGGUGAAGGAGCCAGAGAAGCACGUGGAGGAGUUUCAGUGGCCUCAACGGAGUGAAACUUUAGCACAAUUCCCUCCAGAAAAGCUCCCUCCGAAGAAGAAAAGGCUACGCUUGGCUGAUAUCGAGCAUUCCUCCGGUGAAUCUAGUUUUGAGUCUGCGUGCACGAGUCUCUCCCGCAGCCCGAGCCAAGACAGCAACUUAUCUUACUGCUCCACCUUCUCCUUUGAUAGGGAGGAAGGUUUGAAGUCUCCGGCCAGGCAGGAUGAAUUUGGCAAACCACUUGAGCUCUUGGCAGUGCCAGGGAGCGUGCACUCCCUCUCGGUGCUCAACCAGCGGCAACAACAUGAAAUGAGACGAUCCUCCUCUGAGCAGGCACCAUGUAACCUUCGCAAGGAGUUCCCAGAGGCACGCAGCAUAUCGUUUGACUAUGGCAGCCUUUCUCCGACAUCUAAACUUAGACACGUGGACAUCGGCUCUAGGGAGAGAAGGAGGGGGAACCUGGUGCGGCAGGAGUCGUUGAAUAUGGAAACUGAGCACCUCAGCAGCACCUCCCACCCUUACACCGCAGUCCUCCCGCAGACCAUGCCAAUAUUCUCCACUGGGAACACGUUUCCCCAGCUGUCACAUCCAAGCCUUUUAGUUCCUGUGAGGAUACAGACUCAUGUGCCAUCCUACGGCAGCAUCACAUACACUUCAGUAUCACAGAUUUGCGACAAUCAGUACGACAGCUCCACUACGUCCGCCUCUCAGAAUCAGAUUUCACGUGUAUCCAGACAGCCUUCGACGCUCGAUGUGGAAGCCCUUGAUUUGUCGUCAGCUAAGUUGAAGACGGGCAUCCCUCUCUCUCUGACCUCCAGAACUAUCUCCACCACUAACGCCUCUAGUGGCGGCACCAACAAACGAAUGCUGUCCCCUGCCAGCAGCAUGGACCUAUUCAUGGAGGUCAAGCAGCAGAAACGCGUGAAAGAGGAGAGGAUGUUUGGGCAGAUAGUCGAGGAGCUGGGUGCCGUGGAGUUGGGUAAAUGUUAUUUGAGUGAGGAGAAGGGACUUGCGUCCACACCUCAUGCUCAGGACGAGUCACGCAGGAGUACAUUUAUUACGUUGUCCACUGACCGUGGUGUCGAGUCAGCAAUGGAAAGCAGCUCUCUUCCCUUCAUGAAAGACGACGGCGGGGAGGAACGAGUUGAUCUGGUGGAACAGUCCAGUUACGGCAUCGCCAUUUCAGACGCCGAGCGUUCGAGACCGUUUCCGAGUCUUCGCACGACGACGGGAGUGAGCUGGUGUUAUCUGAACUACACCAAGCCGAGCUGCUCCCACAGCACCGCCCCGUUCUCCUCCGUGUACGCCUCCUGGUGCGUGAGCUCCCACAACCCGAACCCUCUGGAGCUGAGCACCAGUACUGCUCUGGCUCAGCUGCGGUCCAAACAGAGAGGGGACAAGGUUAUUUACAGCGUUGCCGCCAUGUGUCAGCCGGGCACGGGGAAACUGGUGUCAUCGCUCAUCCUGUGGAGGCACACCGCGGAGCAGCUGCAGAGGAAACCCGAGCCCAAAGAGGUGGACAUCAGCUACGGGAAGAAGGUGAAAGACAUCAGCUGCAGAGUGAAAAGUGCCAAAGAGGAGUGGAAAGAGCGGGAGGCCUGCACCACGCAGACGCUGCCAACACGCAUCAAGAUCUUCGAGGGAGGGUACAAGUCCAAUGAAGACUACGUGUACGUGAGAGGUCGCGGCCGGGGGAAGUACAUCUGUGAGGAGUGUGGGAUUCGCUGCAAGAAGCCGAGCAUGCUGAAAAAACACAUCCGGACGCACACUGACGUGAGGCCGUACGUCUGCAGGGUCUGCAACUUUGCCUUUAAAACAAAAGGAAACCUGACUAAACAUAUGAAGUCAAAGGCUCACAUGAAGAAAUGUCUUGAGCUGGGAGUGUCAGUGACGAUGGACGAUGCAGAGAUACAGGAACACGCGGACGAGUCCAAGGCGGCGGUCACGAGCAAACACCAGUUCUCCGACGCGGAGGACUCUGACGGCAUGGACGAAGACGUUGACGAAAUCGACGAAGAAGACGACGAGGACGAUGAGUACGAGGGCGACUCUACGCCAAAGUUGCGUUCGAGAAGCACGAGUCCUCAGCCGUGUGGAGUCACGUCUCUGUCAGUCACAGCCAGCGCCACCAUCCACGGCUACUCCCUCACGUCUGUGCCCGGCGCUGACGUCCGCCCCUCCGGCAGGCGGGCGGUGCUCGCGACCGAUCAGAGGGAGAAGUCGAUGGAUGAAGACUCUCUGACGAUGCUGUCCCCAGACCAGGCCAGCUUCCUGUUUGACCCCUACUCCUCCUGUCUUCUCUCUCCUGGGUGGGAGUCUCCCAUCAGGGAGCCGUCACCUUCACGUCUGCGCUACCCGUCCCCGAGGCGAGAGCUCUCGCCGCGAGGCCGCUCCUCCCCCAGGUGGGACACCUCCCCGUUGAGGCCGAGCUCGCCCAGCUUCACGCCCAUUCAGCGCCUCUCCCCUGGCUCCAUUGAGCGUCCCGUGUCUCCGGGAGCGGAGCUGGCUGGGAAGCGAGAGUCGUCGGUGAGAGGCCGGCAGCGCGUCGUGCUGAGGGCGGUCUCACCACGAAGAGGAUCACACCAACACAGAGGCAGCGGAGACAAAACCAGACACCAGGCAAAGAUGGAGAUGGCUCAACAACCAGGAGCCUUUGACAUGGAGAUGGAUCAGAGGAGCAGCUUGUCUCUCAGUCUGCCGGCCGCUGCCAGCUCUCAUCCCCAGAACAUCCUCAGCCACCUCCCUCUUCACUCCCAGCAGCAGACACACACGUUGCUCCCCAUCGUUCCAGUCGGAGGCCUCCAGAUGUCUCACUCCCCGCCGCCGCCUUCUUCCGUCACCGACGUCCCCGCGUCCUCGGCUCCCAGCCCCCCGAGCAGCGAGGGGUCUGUCCACGGGCUGGAGUCUGGAGGAGAAGACGUCGGAGGGCAGCUGUCCGCCCAUCAUCUGGAGACGAGCCUCGAGCCUGGGGACGGCAGGCAGGAGGAGAACGUCCAGACCUGCCUGAACGCCAUCGCCUCGUUGAAGAUAACCACGGAGGAGCCUCGCUGAAGAACUUCUCGUGACCUCGUCGUUCUCCAUGAGAGGCUACAUAAUGACACGUCCUCUGGUUUUGCACAUAGCUCCUUUUAAAGUGGAGAUUAAAACCUUCACGUGAAGCAGAAACCCUGACAUGACUGGACGGAGGAUCGUUGUUGGGCGCAGGUGCAAUAUGGAAAGAUAUUAUGCUAAUAUGCCUUUGUUUGACAUAGUAGUUUGCGUACAAUUGCACAUAAAUUAUAUUUAUGGAUUCUGUACAAAUAAACAUAAGUAUACUCCUUCUUAGACGCACAGUGUAUUUUACUGUAUGUGUACUUUGAGACUGUUGUUUAAUGUAUAUCAAGGUGUGAUGCAGUAGUGCAGUAAAGACUAUUUAUAAGAGGAAUAUUAUCAAACAGUCUGACCAAAUUUGAAGUAGACGCUUGUUGUGCAGUUUGGUGCUUCUGAUCAAGCAGCGAGGGUCUGUGCCUUUAUAUCUCUUUCUCUGUUGAUGUCCAGCUCCGACUUUAUUCACAAGCUUUUUCUUUCUUGUGCCGUCGCUUCUGCUGAAGACGGUUUGCAGCUUGAUUUACGUGAAACAAUCUUAAAAAAAACGUUUCUUAUGUUGCAUUUUUCUAAAUGUUGUGGUUUUUAUCUUGGUAAAGAUGCAUGGGAUUUGCUAUUGCACAAAACUAGAGGAAGUUAAUAUGUAAUUACGAAUACUGUAAGAUGUAUUUAUAUAUUAGAACGUGAGCACUUAUUGAUACUGGUAAAUAUUUGACUACUAUUUAUAUGGUAUAUCUGUACUUAUGCAGCAGUGAUGCAGUUAUGCAGUGAGUCUUUGCUUUGAUUAAACAGCGUUUUUCUCGCUCUCUUACACACAAGACCAGAAGCAUUUUAUGAGUUGAACCGACCCGGUCGGUGAAGAUAAGGGAGUAAAACAUGUUUGUGGUUUUUUAAAAACAUUCCAGUUUCUUUUCUCAUUUGUGAAACAUGUUGCACACGACGGGGGCGACCAGUCGACGGGCUGCUUUUAACUGGAAAUCAAUAUCACUUUACUGUAAGUGAAACUAAAGUACUGAGUUGGUUCACUUUUACUAUUCUUCAGAUGCAUUACUUCUUCUCUGUAUAUAAAGGUGUAUUUUCAUGAUUUAAACCGUCUGUGGAUGGUUUAAAUCUCUCUAAGAGGUAAAAGCUCGGCAGGCGUCGAUGCUACCUGAUGGAUGAUAGAAUCAGAAAACACUUUGUUCACUCAUGUUUACAUACAAUAAUUUAAAAAGGUGCACUGCUUUCAUUUCUCCCUCUCUGAACAUGUAUGUAGCUUUGAUUUCAUGUACCUUUAUUUGUCGUGACUUGGCCUACAGUAUGUAUUCAGAUUGUUUUUAUUGUGUAUUUACUGAACUGCUUUGUGCCUCGUGUCUGUGAAACUCCCUGUAAACUCACAGAGGACGAAUCCUUUUUACCUCUCAGCUAACAUCUUGUGAGGUGGAAAAUAAAACCUCAGUAGCCAAUUUGUUGUUUCGCUAUUUGCAUCAAAAAGUGGUGAGAGUGCCUCUUUUAUGCUACGGGGACUUUAUUGUUUGGUGCUCUACUUUUUCAGAUUAAAUUCAAAAUUGUUUAAACAGGAUAUACUUCUAACCCAA